AUAUACUCAUUCGUAUUUCAAACUUCAAUCAGGUGUCAACUGUGAAACGAUUGUGCGAAACUGUACGAACAUGUUCAUCACUUCUGCAAUUAAUGACUGGAGUCCAUUUUUAUUAUGUACGGCCUUGGCCAUUUUGUUGGCUGUCUGGUAUUGGAGUCGAUCGCAGUUCGUACGGCUCAUCAAUGCAAUUCCAGGACCUAAAUGUCUUCCAUUUUUGGGCAACCUUCUCGAUUUGAAUGCUGGUUACGACGAGCUUUUCAAGAAAUUUACCUUUGACUGGAUUCAAAAGUAUGGCGGUAUGUUUCGCAUUUGGUUAACAUUUUACUAUCCGUAUGUUAUUAUUGGGUCACCGGAGCUGUUACAGCCCAUUUUGUCAUGCCAAAUCAUUGGUCCAGUACCCAAAGAGUGUGACCCGAUCAAAGAACAUAUUGGCGACAGCAUCGGUGUACUGGCAGGAGAAGAGUGGAAGCAGCGCCGCCGGAUGCUCACGCCAGCGUUUCAUUUUCAAAUCCUGAACAGUUUUGUCGACAUCUUCAACGAGAAAAGUGUCGAAUGCGCCCGCACUUUGGAUGGGGCUAUCGAAACGCAUAAGGACAUCGAGUUCGAUAUUAUGCCCAUAAUGACACGAUUCACUCUGGAUAUCCUCUGUGAUACGUCCAUGGGACGAAAGCCUAGAACUGACGAGAAAAAGGAACUAUAUCUUGAAAACAUGGAAGCAAUUCACCGAAUCCAUAUGGAACGUUUUCUGAAACCUUGGCUUCAAAUCAAAUGGAUUUUCAAACUGAGCCGUCUCAGCCGUUUAAACACAUUUCACAUUGCUGCUUCCCGUGCAUUCUACGAUCAGGUAAUCGAAGACCGGCGUCAAUUGCUCAAAGAAGAAAAAGAGAAACAUUCCAAUCAGCCGGUGGCUAAUGAUGGUGUCAACAAUAGCAUUUACCAAGAAAACAACGUGGAUUCAUCAAGAAAGAGGCCGGCUUUGUUAGAUACUCUGUUAAAGGCUUCGGAAGAAAAUCCAAACUUCACUGACGUGCAAAUCCGGGAUGAAGUUAGCCUCUUCAUGAUUGGGGGUCAUGAGACAACAGCUUUCACUCUUGCAAUGUUCUUUUACCUGAUGGCGAAGCAUCCCGGACAUCAGCAAUUAGUAGUUGACGAGUUGGCUGAGGUGUUUGGUGAUUCUGAUCGCCCUUGCACGUCAAACGAUUUCGCGCAGCUCAAAUACUUGGACUGCUGCAUUAAAGAGACUUUGAGGUUGUACCCUGGCAUCCCCCUAAUGCUUCGAUCCAUUCCGGAAGACAUCCAAGCAGGUGGUUUCACGCUGCCCAAGGGCUUGACCGUUAUACUCAACUUCUAUGCAACGCAUCGCAAUCCCGCGGUUUUCCCUGAUCCUGAAUCUUUCAAGCCGGAACGAUUUCUUCCGGAGAAUAGCAUAGGGCGUCAUCCGUAUGCCUUUGUUCCAUUUAGCGCUGGUCCUCGUAACUGCAUUGGUCAAAAAUACGCCAUGUACGAACUGAGGGUAGUGAUAGCCAAUUUUCUUCGUUGGUUCCGCUUUUCCGUCUCCGAUCCGUCUGCACCGCUAGAAGUACCUACCAUUGCAAUAAUGCUAAAGCCAAAGAAUGGCGUUCGCGUGAUUGUCUCUAGGAGAUCUAACCUCCCCUAAUAAGAUAUACAAGAAAAACACUUGGAUUUGUGCAUAUACAUUUUAUAACGUAGACGAAGGGAGUGACGCAAGUUUCAGCGAUCCAACGGUCAACUGCAUCGGCUAUAGAUAAAAGAAGAUUCUUAGGCCACCGAAUUUUUUUUUAAAUUGGCUUUUAUUCUGAAGUGUUUAAGUGCACUUGUUUUCUGCUCGUUCUCCUCCCGCGUUAGACAAACGCCUGCGUUCAAGGAAAAAAUCGAUAUCGUUAAGUAUUUACCCGUUUUUCUUUAGUUAUUAUUUUUAUGUGGCCAAGAGGGCGCCCCUUAUCGUGCUGUGUUAAAAGGAUAAGCACAGCGUGCACUCAACUAUCACAACGAACAUUGCCUAAUGGAACCCAUAUAGCUUUUGCUAAAAUUUUAUCCCGCAACAAGUACUACAUCAACAUUAAAAACACAACUCUAUAUACAUUACGAUUCACUUUAAACAGUUUCAGACAACUAAGGUUUUGUAAAUGUCAAUGACGAGGUUAAAGUCUGCCAGGCGGGGAUAUAAGAAACGACCCAGAAGAGAAUUCUCCACUGUAUUGGCUAAAAUCGAUAUCCAUCCAAUCCGCCGUCCAGCUGGUCUUCGAUGGACACAGUGUCCAUUGUCGCUAUUUUUCUCCGCAAGUGUCAAUUAUAGGAACUCUACGCGUCCACUGCAAAACUUUUUCAAUCAACAAAAGUCCAAGCGUCGCUUUGAGUUAUUCAAAACGCACGUCAUGCUGAAAUUUGCCUUUACGAUGUGCGGCCGUUUAAAAGGUCAGCCAGUCCGUCACACGUCCAUAACAAUGAUGAAACGUGACUGCUCAUUAUAAUGGAUUGUACGUAAAUGUAUGCGAAAUACAGGAAUAGCCCAUGGUCGAUGAA
This is a messenger RNA of Daphnia magna, 2544 nucleotides long. Its product is annotated as cytochrome P450 4c3. Lineage: Eukaryota; Metazoa; Arthropoda; Branchiopoda; Diplostraca; Daphniidae. Gene Ontology annotation, molecular function: heme binding; oxidoreductase activity, acting on paired donors, with incorporation or reduction of molecular oxygen; iron ion binding. The record is from RefSeq and is a predicted model, not a curated record. The transcript has 12 exons. The coding region runs from base 71 to 1657 and encodes 528 amino acids.